Molecule: messenger RNA, 2472 nt
Organism: Mesorhabditis belari
Lineage: Eukaryota; Metazoa; Nematoda; Chromadorea; Rhabditida; Rhabditidae
Source: the annotation of a GenBank genome assembly
AUGUCAAUCGAACCAUCUUCACACCGUAAAAUUAACGGUGAAGUCACGAUUGCCAAUGACUUUCAAAAAGCAAAGCCAACGCCAAUCAUACAAUCGGAAUCGGUUAGGAAACCAACACAGAAGUCAGAAUCUCGUCGUCGCAAUGCCAAUCGUAACGCCUCUGAUGAGCCGAAUCCUUUUGGCAUAGAUUUUAGCGAAAGGAUAGCGCAGCUUAGAUCAGAAUUGGAUUUGAAACACCGAGAAGAGGCCCGUCUGAUCAAGGAGAUCAACGACAAGAUGAGCCAAACAAACUCAGGAAGUGUCGACUUGAACAGAGCUUUCGGGUUGGCUGUUUCCCGUUUGAACAACGCUCUUCUUCUGGUUGAAACCGACACAAAACAACUUGCCAACACAUUGAAAGUCAAUUCAAAAUUGGCUGACAGCAUCAGUUCAAAGGUUUCUUCUUUGGAUGAAGCAAAAACUAGAGUCGUUGAGUGCCUUCAACUAGCAGGUGAUAUGCGUGAUUUGGGCGUUUCAAGUGAACAAGUCGAUGCGGCAAUCAGUGGAGAAGAUUUUGAACAAGCUGCACACCAUAUUCAUAGGUUUCUUACGCUUGACAAAGCCGUGUUUCAGCUACGUGAUUCGUCUGAUAAAGAAGCUGGCCAGUCAAUUAAACAGAGCUACGAUAUUUUGACCACGGCAACAGCUCGUCUAAAAGAAGUGAUCACUCGGAGGCUAAACGAUGCAGUGGAAAGAAAUGAUGACGUGCAAAUUAAACGAUUUGUUCGCCUUUUCCCACUCAUCAACGAGCAUUUCACUGGUCUAGAAAUCUUUGGACAUUAUGUAUCAAAGCAAAUUGCGAAACUGGGAGAUGAGAGCAUUAAGGUCAUGAAAGCUGGAGGAACGAGUGAUCGUUUGGAUGUUCUUUAUUCAGAUACGCUGAUUCGAUUCUUUGAUGGCGUUGCUUUGAUCAUUGAGACAAGUGAUAAGAUUAUUGCUAAUGGAUAUGGACCCGAGAGGUAUUUGGAGUACAUCAAAAUCUUGCAGAAUGAGAUUGACAAAACUGCUCAAAAUGUUGUGAAGGAUUUCAUCAAAAGUCGGCAAUGGGAUAGAAUUGCAAAAACAGUGGAGAAAUAUUUACGCGAUCCCGCUCGCGCUACAGAAAAGCCGGAUGCGCCAACACUUGACAAAUUGUUGAAUGAAGUCGUUUUGAUGCAAUCAUUUACGAAGAAGUUCUCCCGUUUCCUUGAGCGCCAAUUCAACUACAUUGAAAAUAUUCAGAAAGAACUAACAGAUGAUUCUGGAGAUACAAACUCAAAGAAAGCGGAAGCGGAGAGCAUCCAAAUUGAGAAACGAAAACAGAAACUAGCGAAGUUGCUAAAUGAAAGUUAUCUUGGAUCCAGCAUGCAGGAUAUCACCAGCAAGUACAUUCAACUUGAGCACUUUUACAUGUUGGAAACGAUCAACAAGGCUAUUAAUAUGGAUCAUAAAGAAGAUGAGCAAAUGAAUAGUUCUGUGAUUGAUGAUGUGCUUUUUCUUUGUCGCCGCUCGAUUCGUCGUUCUCUUAGUAGCAAUUACGUGGAUGGAACUUGUGCCGUGAUCAAUAAUGCGUCCAUGUUGCUGGAGACGACAUUUUACGAGUACAUCUCUGAAACAAUAAAGUCUGGUUAUCCAUCAGUCGGCUACGUGGCAGAGGCCUUCCAAACGGCCCAAACUGCCUACAAUGUGUUGCAACACGGAAAAUCAACACAAGAGGCCGGACCUGAUGCUCAACGUGAACAAUUCAUCUUGGCUGUCAACAAUGCCCGUGCUACCUCCGAGCUAAUCACCGAACUCAAGGAUGGACUCAUACCUGAAGCAUCAAAAUUAUUUAAAGAUCCAGUGGCGGCAUCAAAAUUUGAGCACUCAGUUUCACAAUUUGUGGAAAUCUCGCACAAAAUGUCGAAUCUCGCCGAUGCCGGUAUAAGCUCGUUGUGUGUGGCGGCGUUUUGUCCAAGAAUCAAAACAAGUUGUGAUCAGUACAUUGAUUUGAACCAUGUGUUGAAUGAUGACCAACUCUCUGCGUAUGAGAUGAAUCCCUGGGUUGAUGGAGGUAUUGCGGCAAUUGACAAAGUGCUAGCUCCGUUCCAAGCCUCACUUCAUCCGCUAAAUUAUAAGGCCUUAUUGAUUUCUUCUUGUGGUGAAUUUUGCAAACAGUUCGAACGUGUCAUUUUGAAGUGUUCUUUCAAUCGACUUGGUGGCCUAUUGUUGGACAAAGAAUUUCGGCAAAUUACAAGUUAUUUCUCGGCGAUUGGUGGCUGGCCGGCUAGGGAGAAAUGUACAAGAUUGGCUCAGAUUGUGGCUUUGUUCAAUGUGGAUAGUGUCGAAGAAGCGUGCGAGCUUUGGAGACAAGCGCCGGCAGCUUUUGUGAGCGAAAGGGAAAUACAGAACAUUCUCACGCGACGUGUCGAUUUGCCCACUCAGAAUGUCCAACAAGUGAUGAAAUCUCUUUUG